CUGCCCUCGAAGAUGACUCUGCUUUUCCUUUCUGUUCCGCUGUUGGCGUCCAUUGUGCUCGUGCGCCGGCUAUUGCGUCCUGCGUCGCCGUUCCGAGAUAUUCCGGGACCAAGAGCUGUCAAUUGGGUCACAGGAAACCUCCUGCAGCUCUUCAACGCCAAAGGUCUUCGAUUCCAUCAUGAUCUGACGAGGCUUUAUGGUGACGUCGUGAAGAUAUGGGGUUUCUUUGGUGACGAACAACUGUACAUAUCCGAUCCGAAAGCACUACAGCAUAUUAUAGUGAAAGACCAAGAUGCCUUUGAAGAAACGACGACGUUCAUCGAGACGAACAAAGUAAUCUUCGGCGAAGGCCUCGUCGCGACCACAGGCGAACAACACAAACGCCAGCGCAGGAUCGUCGGUCCCGCGUUUUCGGUCAUGCAGCUGAGGAGGCUCGUCCCGGUGUUUUAUGAGGUUGCAAGGAGGUUGACCGAUGCGGUAUCGGACGAGAUCUCACAAGGCUCCGACCCUCUCGAUCUUACCUCAAGUCAAGGUGGACCGAACGGGUCGACUGAGAAGGAUGGAGAGCGCAACGAAGCGAUCCUGGACAUGUCACAAUGGAUGUCGCGCGCGGCUCUCGAAUCCGUCGGGCAGGGCAUCCUCGGGUAUUCGUUCGAUCCUUUGAACUCGCCGUCUACGAAUUUGUACACUAGGGCUGUGCGGGAACUUAUCCCCGCCCUCUUCUCCGUCUCCCUCAUUCGCCAAUUCGCCCCCUUCCUCUCCAGACUCGGGCCCCCCGCCUUCCGACGUAAAAUCGUAGAAUGGACUCCAAAUGAGACGGUACAGAAGAUCACGGAGAUGUCGGAUGUGAUGUACGGGACUGCGAGGGGGAUUUUGGAGGGGAAGAAGAGGCUUUUGAUGGAGGAAAAGGAGGUAGGAGGGGAGGAGGGGGAGGGGGAGAAGGAUAAGGAUACGGGGGAGAAUGGGGAGGAGGAUAAGAUGGAGAGGGAGGGGUUGAGGGAUGUUAUUAGUGGGCUGCUACGAGAGAAUCAGAACUCGAAAGGCGAGAAACAUCUGUCAGACGAGGAAGUCAUCGGUCAAAUGACAGUCCUCAUCUUCGGCGGCCAAGACACGACCUCCUCCGCGCUCUCCCGCAUCUUAUACAUGCUCGCCUCCCACCCGCACAUCCAAGCCAUGCUCCGCGCUGAACUCCGUGCGGCGCUUCCUGAUACGGUGAACGAUGGCGAGCUGGGAUACGAGCAGCUUUCGGGCCUGGUGUGGAUGGAUGCGGUGCUAAAAGAGACGUUGAGGUUGUAUCCGCCUGUUCCGUUCGUGCGCCGUGUAGCCACGCAAGACCGUACCAUCCCCCUCUCAACGCCCAUCAAACGUCCCGGCCACGAGCCUCUGACAGCACUCACUAUACCCACCGGCACGACUCUCUUCGUCGGCAUCGCGGCGGCCAACAGGGAUAGGUCGAUAUGGGGCGAUGAUGCACUGGAGUGGAAACCGGAGCGAUGGUUGACGGGGGCGGAGACGUUGAACAAUGGCAGCGAUCAAAGUUUACCUUUGCCAGCUACGACUGGUAUUAGUAUCAGUGUGAAUGGACCUGCGAAGGGCGAACGGCUUCCGGGGAUCUAUGCGGGGAUGCUGAGUUUCUUCGGAGGAGGGAGGUCCUGCGUUGGCUACAGGUUCGCGCAGCUCGAGAUCAAGAUAAUCCUCGCCAUUCUCCUCACACGAUUCUCGUUCUCGCUCACACCGAACGAGAUAGACGUCGAUAUCGUGUGGAACCUCUCGCAAAUCAUUUCGCCUUCGUAUGUGUCCAAAGGUAAGGUAAAAGAGCACGGUGGUAGCGUCGGUAGUGGGGUAGAAAGGAAGGAGAAGCAGGGUAUGCCCCUCAUCGUCAGAAGGUUGUAGGCUUGUAAGGUAGGGGUAGAGCUGGGCGCAGAAGUGGCGCGAGCAGCCCACAUCGGAGAACUUUAUCGAGACUCACCCAGCAUGAAAUAAUUGCAUAGGUCUCAGCGUGGUAUGUGCACCGUCUCAGAUGUAGUCG
Molecule: messenger RNA, 2029 nt
Organism: Stereum hirsutum FP-91666 SS1
Lineage: Eukaryota; Fungi; Basidiomycota; Agaricomycetes; Russulales; Stereaceae
Product: cytochrome P450
Exons: 12
Coding region: 13-1893 (626 amino acids)
Molecular function (GO): heme binding; oxidoreductase activity, acting on paired donors, with incorporation or reduction of molecular oxygen; iron ion binding
Source: RefSeq, a predicted model, not a curated record